Molecule: messenger RNA, 3030 nt
Organism: Endocarpon pusillum Z07020
Lineage: Eukaryota; Fungi; Ascomycota; Eurotiomycetes; Verrucariales; Verrucariaceae
Exons: 4
Coding region: 1-3030 (1009 amino acids)
Biological process (GO): calcium ion transmembrane transport; intracellular calcium ion homeostasis
Cellular component (GO): membrane
Molecular function (GO): ATP binding; P-type calcium transporter activity; ATP hydrolysis activity
Source: RefSeq, a predicted model, not a curated record
AUGGAACAAGCAUUCCUCUCCUCUCCUUCCCAGGUUCUGAAGCAUUUUCAAGUCGCCGAGGACGAGGGUCUAUCAUCUAGACAGAUUUUAGCUUCACGGGAGAAGUAUGGUAGAAAUGCCCUUCCUGAAGAGCCACCGACUCCCCUUUGGCAGCUUGUAUUGGAACAGUUCAAGGAUCAGCUGGUCAUAAUACUGCUAGCCUCUGCCGCCAUAUCAUUCGUCCUGGCACUCUUUGAGGGGGGUGAUGAUUGGACAGCUUUCGUGGAUCCAGCAGUCAUUCUCACGAUCUUGAUCUUGAAUGCAGUGGUUGGCGUCACGCAAGAGAGUAGCGCAGAGAAAGCCAUUGCUGCUUUGCAGGAGUAUUCCGCGAACGAGGCGAAAGUCAUAAGAGAUGGGCAUAUGCAGAAGGUUAAAGCCGAGGAGUUGGUACCUGGUGACAUUGUCAGUAUUGCAGUGGGUGAUCGCAUUCCAGCAGAUUGCCGCUUGCUCUCGAUCCAAAGCAACGCUUUCGGCGUUGAUCAAGCGAUCCUGACCGGUGAAAGCGAAAGCGUAAGCAAGGACUGCAAGGCUAUCGAGGAUCCUCAGGCGGUCAAGCAGGAUCAGAUCAACAUGCUCUUCUCCGGUACUACGGUGGUUACAGGUCACGCUACGGCUAUCGUUGUCCUGACCGGACCUUCAACCGCGAUCGGGGAUAUCCAUGAUAGCAUAACAUCUCAAAUAUCUGAGCCGACGCCGUUGAAGCAAAAGCUCAAUGAUUUUGGGGAUAUGCUUGCCAAGGUGAUCACGGUCAUUUGCGUCCUGGUGUGGCUCAUCAAUAUUCAACAUUUUAACGAUCCCUCCCAUGGAAACAGCUGGGCAAAGGGAGCUAUCUAUUACCUCAAAAUUGCCGUCUCGCUCGGCGUCGCUGCCAUUCCCGAAGGCUUAGCUGUAGUUAUAACAACAUGUCUGGCAUUGGGUACACGGAAAAUGGCGGCUAAGAACGCUAUUGUCCGAAGUCUACCAUCAGUCGAAACCCUUGGCAGCUGCAGCGUCAUCUGCUCCGACAAGACUGGUACUCUGACCACUAACCAGAUGAGUGUGGAAAAGAUUGUGUAUUUCAACGAGGCUGGCAACGAUCUGGAGGAGAUUGAAGUUGAUGGCACCACCUUUGCUCCAGAAGGCAACCUUUCACGCCACGGCAAAAAAAUCGAGAACGUUGCUGCCUCCUCUGCCACAAUCCUGCAAAUGACUGAGGUUCUGGCGCUUUGCAAUGAAGCACAGCUCUCGUAUGACGCCAAAAAUGGGACGUAUAGCAGCAUUGGCGAACCAACGGAAGGCGCCCUACGAGUCCUCGUUGAGAAGAUUGGGACUGAGGAUGCAGCAAUAAAUCAGCAGCGCCGCGCUGUACCUGUCUCGGAUCGAUUACACUUUGCAAGCAAGUAUUACGAAAACCGCUUGCCUCUCCAAGCGAUUUAUGAAUUCUCCCGAGAUCGGAAGAGCAUGUCGGUAUUGGCGGGUCACAGCUCAAGCCAGAAACUGCUGGUCAAGGGAGCCCCGGAGACGAUUCUUGACCGUUGCUCGCAUACUCUCCUUGGAGCAAAUGCCAAGCGAGUCCCUUUGACGAAGAAGCAUCGAGCUCUCAUAUCUGAUGAGGUUGUCGAAUAUGGCAACCUUGGUCUGCGCGUCAUAGCUGUCGCCAACAUUGAGAAUGCCGGCACGGAUCCACUUUUCCAAACAGCCAAGACCACAAAAGAAUAUGCUCAGCUUGAACAAGAUAUGACCUUGAUUGGCUUGGUUGGCAUGCUCGACCCUCCUCGAACAGAGGUAGCCGCUUCAGUACGGAAAUGCCAGGAUGCUGGCAUCCGCGUCAUUGUCAUUACUGGUGACAAUCAGAACACCGCUGAAACGAUCUGCCGUCAGAUCGGGGUCUUCGGUCAACAUGAAGUGCUCGAAGGUAAAAGCUAUACUGGCAGAGAGUUUGACGCGUUGACCGAGAGCGGACAGCUGCAAGCAGCCAAGACUGCGUCUCUCUUUUCGAGAGUUGAACCGACGCACAAACUUAGACUGGUUGAACUUUUACAGUCUGUCGGAGAGGUUGUGGCAAUGACGGGCGAUGGGGUCAACGACGCUCCUGCUCUGAAGAAGUCCGAUAUCGGUGUGGCCAUGGGCACAGGUACGGAUGUUGCCAAGCUGGCAGCAGACAUGGUCCUCGCGGACGAUAACUUUGCUACCAUUGAAAUUGCGGUCGAAGAGGGCCGAUCGAUCUACAGCAAUACGCAGCAAUUUAUCCGGUACCUCAUCUCUUCUAAUAUCGGAGAGGUGGUGUCGAUCUUCUUGACCGCUGCGUUGGGUAUGCCAGAGGCUCUUAUUCCAGUACAGCUGUUGUGGGUCAAUCUGGUGACAGACGGACUUCCUGCCACGGCCCUCUCUUUCAACCCGCCAGAUCAUGAUGUGAUGAGACGGCAGCCACGGAAGCGAGACGAAGCGCUCGUGACCGGUUGGCUUUUCUUCCGAUAUAUGGUGGUUGGAACGUAUGUUGGAGCCGCCACUGUAGGAGGGUACGCCUGGUGGUUCAUGUUCUACGAGCAUGGUCCACAGAUAUCGUUUUGGCAACUUCGUCAUUUUCAUAAGUGUUCCUCGCAGUUCCCGGAGAUUGGAUGUAGGAUUUUUACUGGUACCGAGUCGCAAACCGCAUCGACAGUGUCCCUCUCCAUCCUUGUGGUCAUUGAGAUGUUCAAUGCCAUGAAUGCUCUUUCAUCCGCUGAAUCCCUCCUUACCAUGCCGCUUUGGAAGAACAUGAAAUUAAUCUACGCCAUCACGCUAUCGAUGGUCUUGCAUUUUGCUAUUCUAUACACACCAUUCCUUCAAGGGCUCUUCAGCAUAGUUCCUCUCAACUGGUCUGAAUGGCAAGCUGUUUUGCUUAUGUCCGCGCCUGUCAUUUUCAUUGACGAAGCAUUGAAGUUUCUUGAAAGAAGGAUAUACGUGAAACGUGCUGAUACAAAGUUGAGGAUGCCUAAGGUUGAGGCCAAUGGCAAGGUCAAGCAUUCAUGA